CAGCAUGUGACGCGAGCACUACCGAAGAGUUACUGCCGCCGCGCGACCUGCGUCCAGCGGGAGGGAAAACAGGAGCCCAAGCCUCAUUCGCCGAUGAGAACCGAUCACAGCAAACAAUUUUACGAGCGACAUGGUUUUUGGCGAAGGGAUUGAUCUCGUGGUCCAGAGGAUGGCACAACAUGGCACUCAGCCUGUCUAUUAUUACCGAUUCUCUUACGUUGGUCCUCUCACAGCUUAUCCUGGAUAUGAUGGUGCCAAUCACAGCAACGAUAUAAAUUACAUGUUCGUUGGAAGAGGCGCUGAGACACUGGAAGACGGAUCUGAAGCCGCUCUUGUCAGAAGCAGACUCAUUGCAAUGUGGACAAACUUCGCUAAAUACGGGAACCCAACACCUAAUGUGGACUCUGUAGUUACUCAAAACUGGACUCGAUACACCACAGAAGAGGCACCUUAUUUGAACAUCGAUGCGAAUUUAACUCUUCGGAACAAGUUAAAACAAAAUGAAUAUGCAUUUUGGCACAGUCUUUUGCCGUAGGCCUACAAUGUGAAGCAUUUAAAGUUGGAAUUUCUUCCCUCUUGUUAUCUACCAAAUGACUGUCCACUUUCGUUUAUCUACCCGUCACUCCGCCGAAAUGCAGCUCACAGCCUUAACAACAGUUCCAGUGAAUCGUACCCAUUGACACAAAACAUUAGUUUAAUGUUUACGUAGAACUUCCUGAGAGUCUCUCUGUGCUGCUGCUCCAUUCUAAUUUUGAUUUCAUCAGCACACGCUGUGUUUUU
Molecule: messenger RNA, 780 nt
Organism: Schistocerca serialis cubense
Lineage: Eukaryota; Metazoa; Arthropoda; Insecta; Orthoptera; Acrididae
Product: bile salt-activated lipase-like
Exons: 4
Coding region: 131-535 (134 amino acids)
Source: RefSeq, a predicted model, not a curated record